Messenger RNA from Penicillium antarcticum, 318 nucleotides. RefSeq names its product thioredoxin family protein. Gene Ontology annotation, molecular function: protein-disulfide reductase activity. The record is from RefSeq and is a predicted model, not a curated record. Bases 1 to 318 code for a protein of 105 amino acids. NCBI's taxonomy places the organism in Eukaryota, Fungi, Ascomycota, Eurotiomycetes, Eurotiales, Aspergillaceae. The transcript has 2 exons.
AUGCCCGUCAUCCCAAUCACUAGCCUGGCCGAGUUCAGGGAGAAGAUUCUUGAAUCUGACGAACCCGCCCUCUUGGACUGUUUCGCCGAGUGGUGUGGCCCCUGUAAGGCGAUCGCGCCUAAAGUCGAGCAGUGGAGCGAGCAAUACCCCGAGAUCAAGUUCUACACCUUUGACGUGGACAAAGUGCCCGAUCUCUCUGCCGAGCUUGGUGUGAGAGCCAUGCCUACUUUCAUGCUGUUCAAGGAUGGUCAGAAGUUUUCUGAGGUUGUGGGAGCUGCUCCUCCAGCUAUUGAACAGGCUAUACAGUCUCUUCUCUAA